CCUCCCCGCCGGCUGGCCCCGCCCGGGCUCUGCUUUGCUCAUGCCAGCGCAGCGCUGCUCCCUCGGCUCCCCUGUGCCGCAUCGCCAAGCAGCCGCCGCCGUCGCCGCGAUGCUCCGCCGGGCCAGCCGCUGAAGGAUGAGCGCCGCUCCCUUCCUCCGCCUGCUGCUCCUGACGCCCCUCGCCUGGGGCCUCCUCAAGUCUUGUCCUCGAAGUCUGGAAUGUGCUUUGCUGCGCCGUGAGUUCUGCCUCCCCGGAUCGUAUUCCUGUGGCCCGUGUCUCUCUCAGUUCAUCGAGGAUGAAGACGGCCAAUGCGUCCCCAAGGCACGGACGGCCAGCGGGCGAGCCAGUGCUCCCAACCUAGAGGAAGAAGUUGAUUUAGUGGCAGAUGCACUGUCCAAACAGAAUAAUGCUCUCCAGGAUGAAACCCCAGCCCCCACAGGCAAGCACCCCAGGAUCGGUGCGUCGAAGUCAGUGUCCUCGCCAAAGGGACAGGCAAGACGCCCUCCUGCAACACCUUCCCUUCGCACAGAAGCAGUCAAAAGUACUCCACUGAAAACCUCACUCUCGUCAAAUGACGCUCUCAUACUGGGGAUGAUAGUCGUGUGUACAGCUGCAGGAAUCGCGGCUCUGGUGGUGGCAGCUGUGUGCUGGUGCAGGCUGCAAAAGGAAAUACGCCUUGCUCAGAAAGCAGACUACCCAGUUCAGAAACUCCCGGGUCCUCCAUCAUAUGACAAGAUCUCACCCGGCGAUAAGAAGUUGGCACAGAGUGCCCAGAUGUACCACUACCAGCACCAGAAACAACAGAUGCUCUCCAUGGAGAAGAAUAAAGAGGAGGCCAAAGUUCCAGAAUCUGCAUCAUCGGAUGAAGAAAACGAAGAUGGAGACUUCACCGUCUAUGAGUGCCCAGGCCUUGCUCCUACUGGCGAAAUGGAAGUGAAGAACCCUCUGUUUGACGACUCCUCGCUGCACUCCCCACCCACCAAGUUGCACCCAUGACCUCCGGCCGAGCAUGUUGUGGACUGUGCCUGCCGAGCCUAAUGUGUAGGAAUGUCCCAACCUGCCGACAUCCUCACUACCUAAAGAAAGAGUCUCCUUUGCAGCACCUCCAGAUGCCCGAAUGUGCAUCUCCCCUCCCCCCUCCCCACGCCAACAAAUGAAUCUCUGAAAUGAAUGCACAUUAUUGGCUUCUGGGGAGGGCGGGUGGGGGGGCUUCACUCUUCAGCUCUUCAUUGCUACCACUGCAACCCCCAGCUCCUCUUAGAUACAACAACCUAGCACUAUUUAGAUGAUUGGGCACGUGAAUUGGGGUGGGGGGAGGAAAUGCCUGUUUGCUGUUUUGUUGACUGGGGUGGGGGCGGAGUGUGAGAGAAGGAAGGGGAGUUCCCUGACUUUUUCACCCACCCCCAGCUCCUGCAAGGGCCCCUUGUCCUGGGGGCCAAGUCGUCUUGUCAGCCCUCAGAGCAAAAGCCUGAAAUGAGAAUCCACCCAGCAUAAAAUGCUAUAAAUCUAUUUUGAAUCCAGUGGUGUCAUCCCUCCAAUUUGUAAUAUAUAAAAAUACAUGCGGAU
Molecule: messenger RNA, 1567 nt
Organism: Podarcis raffonei (Aeolian wall lizard)
Lineage: Eukaryota; Metazoa; Chordata; Lepidosauria; Squamata; Lacertidae
Gene: NPDC1
Product: neural proliferation, differentiation and control 1
Exons: 9
Coding region: 137-997 (286 amino acids)
Cellular component (GO): membrane
Source: RefSeq, a predicted model, not a curated record